This is a messenger RNA of Gongylonema pulchrum, 249 nucleotides long. The record is from the annotation of a GenBank genome assembly. Lineage: Eukaryota; Metazoa; Nematoda; Chromadorea; Rhabditida; Gongylonematidae.
AUGAAGCGCUCAUUUUUAAACAGCAGACGCAGCUCCGGAACAGCUAGUGCUGCGGUCUCUGGCAGUUUUAGCACUGCCGCUCCACGGGUACGUGUGCGACGUACUAUGGCCGAGCGAGAGGCCUUUUUACAGCGAUUGGGCAAGCCGAAAUGGGUGGUCGUCCGAAGAAGCGCACCGGAUGAGACUUUUCACAGUGUUGAUGAGUGCAUCGUCUUAUUGCAUUGCAUUGGAAUUUUGGAAUAUUUGUAA